This is a messenger RNA of Hyposmocoma kahamanoa, 1111 nucleotides long. RefSeq names its product ATP synthase subunit gamma, mitochondrial (gene ATPsyngamma). Gene Ontology annotation, biological process: proton motive force-driven ATP synthesis. Gene Ontology annotation, molecular function: proton-transporting ATP synthase activity, rotational mechanism. The transcript is spliced from 6 exons. Lineage: Eukaryota; Metazoa; Arthropoda; Insecta; Lepidoptera; Cosmopterigidae. The coding region runs from base 1 to 891 and encodes 296 amino acids. The record is from RefSeq and is a predicted model, not a curated record.
AUGUUGGGUCGUUUUACACCGGGGGUGUGCAACCAGGUGGUGGCGGUGGUUAACCACCAACAAAACAGGAAUAUGGCUACUUUGAAGUCUAUUCAGCUCCGACUUAAGUCCGUGAAGAAUAUCCAGAAAAUCACCCAAUCCAUGAAGAUGGUGUCAGCCGCCAAGUAUGCACGUGCAGAGCGUGAUCUGAAGGCCGCUCGGCCAUAUGGCGAGGGUGCUGUGCAAUUUUAUGAGAGGGCUGAGGUUGCACCCCCCGAAGAUGAUCCCAAGGAGUUGUACAUUGCUGUCACCUCUGACAGAGGGCUGUGCGGUGCGUGCCACACGGGCGUAGCGAAGGCGAUUCGCACCCGCCUCAAUGAACCCGGAUCCGAGAACAUUAAGGUGGUGUGCAUUGGGGACAAGUCGAGAGCUGUGCUGCAGCGCUUGUACCGGAACCAUAUCAUCUGUGUCGCUAACGAGAUCGGGCGUCUGCCGCCGUCGUUUGGCGACGCGUCAAAGCUGGCCGCGGCUGUGCUCGAGUGUGGCUACGAGUACGCUUCAGGCAAAAUUUUCUACAAUCAGUUCAAAUCUGUAGUCUCCUACCAGCAGUCCGAUCUGCCCGUUUUCAGCCGUAAGGCUGUUGAGAGUGCCCCAAAAAUGGCAACCUAUGAUUCUCUGGACGCUGACGUCAUUCAAUCUUACAUGGAAUUCUCCAUGGCUUCUAUGCUUUUCUACGCACUCAAAGAAGGAGCUUGUUCCGAACAAUCUGCCCGCAUGACUGCCAUGGACAACGCUUCCAAGAACGCCGGAGAGAUGAUUGACAAGCUAACCCUGACAUUCAACAGGACCCGCCAAGCCGUCAUCACCAGAGAACUUAUCGAAAUCAUCUCUGGUGCUGCUGCUUUGGAUUAAAUUCAAUUAAAGAAAUAGUCUGGUGAAGUUUUUUGCGAAGCGUUGUGUAUGGUUUUUGGAAAUUUACAUUUAUAAAUCGGCCCCAUUAUGAUGAAAGGUGGAUAUAUCGGCUAGAUUAAUAUUUAAUGAAUUACACUAUUUAAUGAAGACAGUACAGCAAGACAAUUGUUUAGCAAAUUACCUUUUUAAAUGUGGACUUAACAUCAAAAGCUAUCCUCUC